Messenger RNA from Solanum verrucosum, 1415 nucleotides. RefSeq lists its product as uncharacterized. Gene Ontology annotation, molecular function: sequence-specific DNA binding. The transcript has 8 exons. Gene Ontology annotation, cellular component: snRNA-activating protein complex. Gene Ontology annotation, biological process: snRNA transcription by RNA polymerase II; snRNA transcription by RNA polymerase III. NCBI's taxonomy places the organism in Eukaryota, Viridiplantae, Streptophyta, Magnoliopsida, Solanales, Solanaceae. The coding region runs from base 120 to 1097 and encodes 325 amino acids. The record is from RefSeq and is a predicted model, not a curated record.
UGAUUGUUGCUUCCUGCUGAUCGUCGGCCGCCGUCACCCUCCACCUGUUCGUCGGUCUUCUUCAGUCGUAUCUCCGUUCAUAGCUUCCUCGGCCAUAAAGAGAAGUCAAGGUUAGCUAUAUGGACCUUAAACCAUUCAAAUUAGACAUUGACGAGCUUAUAAAUGAGUUUGCAAAGGGUGGAUCUCCUACUUUUGCAGAAAUGAAGAGAGUGUGUGUUUCUAAAAAGUUCUCCUAUAUUUUCGAGGCUAGUCCCUCUAAAGAUCAGGCAUGCUUUAUACAAUCACUCUAUGCCUACUGCAUUGGUUACAUGGUGUCUACUAAUUCUCUUUUGAGUAGACUGGGUGGACUAUAUUGCCUAUAUUGCCUCUAUGAGACACAGCCAUUCAAGCCUCCUUUCAAGAUUUAUAUAUCUCUGGGAGAGUUAAAGAAUCUUAGGAACGUUGUUGCUGAGGCAAAGGCCAAAGAUGUUAAGGUAGUCCCUGCUGUAGUCAAGCGUAUGUUAGAUAGGAACAUGUUUCUUUUUGGGUUUGUGGAUGUGAAUGAAAGCUCUGCUGCGGAGAGAUUAGAUGAACUGUCCGAAGUACAAAAUGCAAGUAUCCAAAUAGCAUGCAAAAAGUUAUUUGCAAAUAGCCGGAUCGAGCAUUUCACCCACAUGGAUAUGGGAUUGGAGCUUGAGGUGGAUUUGCUCAAGCAAAAGUCAGCAGAUUAUGCAAGGGCGAAAGAUCUAGCUAUUAAAGAGGCUAGUGACAUUGUGGAUGUAGAAAGUAUAAAGCACAUAGCAGAAAACCAGACAUUGAUAGGAGACGUGGUCGGGAAGACUGCUGAUGACUGGAAAGCUCAGAAGGAAUUAUUUUAUCAAAAAACAGGCAUUCUUCAUCAGCCUGUGAAAGACUCAGUUGACGUUGUUGGAAAAGAGCAUGAUAAGUCCCAACAAAAAGUGGCUGAAGAGCAUGAUAAGUCCCAACAACAAGUGGCUGAAGAGCAUGAUAAGUCCCAACAAGAAGUGGCUGAAGAGCAGGAUGACAAUGAAGACUUCAGUAAGGAACUUGAAGAAGUGUUAUUGUCUGCACAGAACGAAUCUGACUUCGAAGAAUAGGGACUCCUUUUUAGGCCAGAAGACCAUCAAUGGAAUUAUUAAACUGUCAAGAUUAACUGAAAAAAGGGUAGGCCAAAAGCUCCAUCAAAAGCAACGAAAGUCCACAGACCCCUCAAAUGGCUUCUGUUAGGGAGAGAAAUUUUCAGUUGGGAGCCAUUCUUUUGCAGCUAAACUAUUUUAUACUUGUAAAAAUGGCAAAGUCUUGGAAGAUUUAGCUGUAAGUCAUAAGUAUGAUUGUAAGUGCUUUUUGGUAAUACACUGUCUUCUUAUAAUGUACAUUCUCUAGAAAUUCAAAAUUGUUCUUUUUAUUUCUCCAAA